Messenger RNA from Diatraea saccharalis (sugarcane borer), 3457 nucleotides. The record is from the annotation of a GenBank genome assembly. NCBI's taxonomy places the organism in Eukaryota, Metazoa, Arthropoda, Insecta, Lepidoptera, Crambidae.
UGUGUUAACGUAAAUGUCAAAGAAUUAAGACGUUUUUACAUUAUUACAACUGAAAAUGUCUGAAGAAAUCAACUGCACAUAUGCUUUCAAAAAGCUACCAACGUUUUUGGUAAAGAAGAAUAAUUUGAAACCAGUGACAAGUGUAGGAUUACUGAAAAGAGAUGUAUUUAGAGAAGACCUACUGUAUGAAUCAAAAAGCGGGGAUUUCCUGAAAUUGGACACACCACUCACUUUAGUCAAUAGGUUUAAUUUGAUCACUAAAAACAGUAUCACAGUGGCUCGCUACACAAAGACUGCUGUUGAAAAGACCUCGGAAAAUAUAACUCGCAUUAUAGGUCAAAACAAUUAUGAUACAGUAUUCUCGGCUCUGUGCUCUGUUAUUAACCAUGAAUUAAAAAUACGAGGAAUAUUGUCCCUGCUAACACUUCCUAAAAAGACAAAGACAGUUUCAUGUCAAACUGAAGAAAGACCAUAUACUUACUCUAAGUCUUUAGAAGAAAAAGAAACUCAGACCACACAAUUAAAUAUUAUAAAGAAUAAACCAGUUAAAAGAACAAAGCGGAAACAGUUUACACCAUAUGUUGUCACAGAAUCGCCCAAAAAGAAGAUAGCCAAAAAAGUUGUUGUCUAUCCAAAUCAUUUUAAUAAUUUGCAUACCAGAUCUGAAAUAGAUACAUGCAAUUCAAAUAAAAUUGAGACUCCAAUGGAACAAUUUAUUAAUCAUCCACUAUCAGACUUUGAUGACAACUCUAUGGAUAGCAAAUUCUCAAUAGGGACAGUUGGUAGUAUACCAGGUUUAUUGGAAAAACCAUUAUCUUUUUUAGAAAAUACUGUGGAUACAUUCACUGCUCCCGUCAAUGCAAACAAAUCAAUGUUUGAUCUGUCUAACAAUACUGAAUUAACUUUAUUAGAUGGCACAAAAUUGCGAUUACCAUUUAAGAUAGAAGAUGAAUUUCACAUAGCAACACCAGAUAUUAUGAAGUUGGUUUCUCUGGAGGAUCGACGGAAGCUCCUGUGGUAUCAAGCUUACAUCGAUUGGAAAAAUUGUUUGACUCACGAUGAGGAAGAUCAUUUACCCAUCCACAUGGCUGCAAUGAAUGGAGAUAUCGAUCUAUUGAGGAGACAGUGUUUUGUACUUAAGGCAAGGCAUGAGUCAGUGGACAUACCUACGAAGGAAAAUUUGUCGGCGCUUCAGAUAUCGAUAUUCAGCAAUAAUCCGCAAUGCACUUCAUUGUUGCUCCAACAUGGAGCCGACGUGUUGGUUACUGACGACGAGUAUCGUACGAGUUUCCACUUGGCCGCUGAAGCUGACCCUGGACAUUUGAAAGCAUUGAUUAAGCAUUGUCAAGAUAAUCCGAUACAAAUACUUCAAGAGAAUGAUGAAUUGUGGAAACCCGAAUUAGCUUCGAAGCCAAAGGAUUACUUGAUAAAGUAUUUGUUGAGAAAUGUCCUUAGUAUGUUCGAUAAUCAAGGUUAUACACCUCUUAUGUUGGCAAGUAAACUGGGUAAAUUUGAAAACGUGAGGAAUCUUAUAGACGCAUCCCUUGAAACUAUAGAUAUACAGAUGCCUAACAGUGGAAAUACAGCUUUGUACCUAGCAGUUGGCUCGGCGUACACAGACUCUGAGAAUCGUGGCAACAAAUCUGUUGUGACAGAUGACUUUAAGAAUACUAUAGAGUUGUUAGUUGAGCAUGGUGCAGAUCCGGCUAUAGAGAAUCACUCCAGUUCCAGCGUGAACACGCUCCUCACAGACAUGCGUAUCUCUGAAUUGUCUAUGAUCAUAGCCAAUAAGAUGGUAACAAAAAAUUGUAACGCUAUCGGAAUGGCUGAUGACUCUCAUUUGAAUAUUCGUAUGAUUAUAAAAGGUGAUGAUGGCAAAUUGGAUUAUAAAGAAAUGCCCCAAAAGAUGAUAAAAAGAGAAAAGAUCAAUAAGAAUAAUAAAGACAAACCUAUUAUAAUUCAGAAUGUUAAAAUAGAGAACAAUGAUAUGUUACUGAAACAAAUAAAUACUCCAACUUGUUCACCGGUCAAAGGCGAAAUUGAAAAAAAAUGUGAAAUUGUAAAAAAGGAUCUUGGUUCCGAUAAUAUUAAAAAAUCUCCUAUCUUAUCUGUUCAAGUUGAAGAUAAAGCGACACAUAAGAAAGAUUACAUAGAGUCCUUCAAAAAAUUUGUAAUAGGAGUAAAUAGUAAUAAAAUUGUAACACCUAUUACAGAUUCUGUUGGCACAUCUACUUCAAGUAAAUCUGCAACUACUAUGACCCAUGAUAAUGUUGAUAACUCAACAACUAAAUCAGCUAAUUUGUCUCAUAAUAUUAAAGGAAAUAUUCGAAACGUUAAGAAAUUGAAUGAAGGAGCAAAAAAGAGAGUUAUAAAAAUUAUCAGCAAAAAAAUUGAAAUAGGAAAUAGUAAUGUUAAUUCGCAGCACUCCGGAAUUAUAAAUAUUCUGUCUAGAAAAAGAACUAUGAGUAACUCCCCACUCACGAAUUCGAGUGAAGCAAAAAAUAAAAGAGGAAAUGAGGAGCCUAUAAAAAAAAUGUCCUGAUUUCUACAAUACCGAUUUGUUUUAGACGAUUUUUUAAUGCACACACGCAUAAAGAAUGGAAUAUUUAUUUUAUGGCCAUUUUAGGUUUGGUCCUGUUGAUUAUUGUACUAAGCGUUGAUCGCCAGAAAUGAAGACUUACUGAAAUAGCAAAUUUAAUUCAUUAAAUAUGGUAAAUGAAUAGCCUUUUUUUGCCAAAUCUCAUAUUUAAUAAGCUGCUUGCUUUUUACAGAUCUAUCAGUCGUAACUUUAUUUGAUGUUAUUGUAUAAUUAAUCUGUUCACUCCAUUAUUGUGUUUUAAUAGUAUUGCAUUAUUUUCGGUUGUAUGAAUUGUUUCUUCGUAUAUAUAUAUAAAAAUAUAUAUACUUCCUGCAAUGUAUUCGAUAUUCGAUUUCGAUUAUAUUCGAUUCAAUGUAUUCGAAAUUUGUAAUUUUUGCGUAUAAUAAUAGAUUAUUUUAUUAGAUAUAAAUUAAUAUUGAUGUGUUUAGUUUUCUUUGUAGCGUAUUUUUUUUUAAAUUGGUACGUUUAUAUUUAUAUAUGUGGUAUUUUUCAAUUACUUAGAAUAUUUUCUAUAGUAGUUAGGCGGUGAACAAACACAUAUUUACAUAAAACAACAUUGUAACACAAAAUGAGGCGUGUGAGAGAAUUUCAAUGCAAUCUUUUCUUUAUAUCUUUGUGUAUAAACUUUUGUGUUAAUUUUUAUACAGUAAGAUUUAUAUAAGUCUUAUCUAAUAUAGUACAAAAUGUAAAACUAUAAAGAAAUUAAAAUAAAAACAAUUAAAACAGAAAAACACGUAUUACAUUACAUUUAUUACUCGAAUUAAUUAUGAAAUUUGAUACUUAAUUUCAUUGCAUCUGCAAAAUUUAUGUGAACUUAAUAUUAGAUGCUAAUGGGACCGAUCCCACCAGUUCAUAGAC